AUUUCUCACAAUAGCCCUGUCCUCUCUCUAACCUCUAUAAUUCGUACUAGUUACAUAAAAAUAGUAAAUGAAAGUGCAGUCAAAAAACUUUGUGAUCAUGAAUAUUAUAAUAAUUCUCAAGAAAAUUUUAGCGAGUACACAAUAUUCCGGGAAUUGCAUGCAAGGGAAUGUAAACUGACUGAUUAGAGAUAUUAUAAUAUAUCUGCUUCAUUUUGCACUGAUUGGUAAAGAAUACCUUACCAAGGACUCGUAGGCCAGCGUACACCCACGGGAUGUAACACUAUAAGACAAUCAACAUUGUGUCAAAAAUUAAUUUAACAAAUUGUGGACACUUUGUGUGUUACAGUUUUUAUAAAUGAUCAUUUCUAUAUCAUCCGCAAAAACGAAGUCAGGAAGCUCUCACAGAGAUCUUGUAGAAAUGUCAAGAUGGAUAUACCAACUGACGUUCUGAUGUGUCGCCUUUGUGGUAUUAAGCUCACAGAGGAGGACUCGAAGUACAUUUUUGACAAGACGACUAACUUGGCACAGAAAAUCAUUGAUACAUUACCGAUUAGUGUGUCGCAAGAUGAUGGUCAUUCCAAACACAUAUGCUCCUAUUGUCACAAGAGAAUUACCAGACAUUACGAGUUCAUUCAAAAUGUUCUGGAAUACUCAAAGAAAAAAAGUGCAAGUGCAACGAAGACCAGCUCGUUGUUGGAAGCCAGCAGAAGUGAAAAAAUGGAAACCAUCUCCAAAUCUCUGUACAGUGACAUGAUCUGCCUGUGUCCGAAUUGCAACGUAGAUUUAAUGAUCCUAAUAAGGAACAACCCUGAGGAUUAUGCAUUUCAAAUUUCACUGGCUGUUGUAGAUCAAACGGGGAGAUCGGUGACGGAAAGAAAUAUCCAAAGUUCCGAGGAUACAGUAGAAUCCAAUAAUGUGUGCGCGAAAAAGUCACGCACGAAUGAUGAGUUGCAUGGAUCAUCGCGCGAGUUUGUAAAUAAUAAUGAAAGAAGCAUCAGCGAAACGUGCGGAAGCUCGCCGCAGUCUCGAGAAGACAUCAAUUACACGGUCGUUGCGCCUCGAAGGAAAAACCCAUCUCAUUUGGCGAGCAACAGCCAAAAGAGAAAAUUUCAAGAGAACGUUGCUCAUGAGGCAGCCGCUAAGUCGAUCAAAUUGCCAAAACUGGAAACAAAGUUAGGUCCAAUGGAACGUGACGAUGUAUCGAACAACGAUUGCAGGUGCACAGACGGUUCGAUAAGGUUCAAGUCGGGAAACGAAGAUGUGGAGUGGCUCAAUGACGAGAUGGACUCUAAAGGGGAAAACAGUACGGUAUAUACAACGGAAACGGAGAGAGAUCGCAUCGACGAGGAUUGCACGAGGUACGAGGACAUGGAUAUUAAGAAUUGCCUGAAAAUCGUGUGCGAUUUAUGUGGCGCUCGUUACCUGUCUCAGUUGAAGUACGAGUUUCACAUGGAGAGGCAUAAAUUGAACAAAAUGGACAAAUACGUGUGCACGAUAUGCGACAAGGAAGCCAGCAGUGAGAAUUUACUGUGGGACCACUAUUUCCACAUGCACAAAAGCUCGGUGCGCUACGCCUGCCUGCAAUGCGGCAAGUUGUUCGCGAAGAAGCCAAGAUUGAACGGGCAUCAGAAGAGGCACAAGCACUCCGGUAUAAAAGAGAUACACUUUGAAACGGGCACGGAUGACCCGAACAUCAGUCAGGCGCGGCAGACUAUCGCGAUUGAGAUGCAAGAGCGGGUUACCGUAAAUUGCAGCCUUUGUGGAAAAUUGAUAACGGAUUUGGAUCCCGGUGCCAUCAACGAUCUAGCGACGUGCGCCGCGUGCGAGGAUUCCACGCUGUCGCUGAUGGUCGACGGGAACGAGACCAAGGUGAUAUCGCCGCGGCAAUACACCUUGAUCCUACCGGUCGUGGGCGAGUCGUUCGUGGAAAUGGCCAGGGAAAAGCGUAGCCAGGAUCAGGACGAGGUCUUACACGCGAGGACGGUGCUCGUCGAUAUCGAGGGUACCACUACUAGCAUCAGCUUCGUCAAGGAAACCCUCUUCCCCUAUGUGCGCCAACAUUUAAAAAAUUACAUCGAGACGAAAUGGGAGGAUGAAGAGUUCAAACAGGACUAUGAAAUGUUGAAGGAGCAGGCAAAAAAAGACGAAGAAGAAAAACUAGAUGGCUUUGUAGCGAUCGCCGGCGAUAAACCUGAAGAAGAAAAAGAUUCACUUUUGAAAAAUGUUUUCUGGCAAAUGGAUAACGAUCGUAAGACCGGUGCGCUGAAGCAGCUGCAAGGACAUAUGUGGCGCGAAGCGUAUAAAACAGGCGCGGUUAAAGCUCAUGUUUACGAAGAUGUUCCUAAAGCGCUCGAGUCAUGGACGAACGAUGGGAAAAAAAUAUAUGUUUAUUCGAGCGGCAGUGUCGAGGCACAGGAGCUCCUCUUCGAACAUUCUGUACACGGCAAUUUGCUUAAGUAUUUCAGUGGUUUCUUUGAUACAAAAGUAGGUGCCAAACAAGAGAGCGAUAGUUAUAAAAAUAUACUGAGCAACAUCGGUGAAAAACCAUCCAAUGUUGUUUUCCUUACCGAUAUCGUAAGAGAAGCCGCAGCUGCCAAGGAAGCAGGUUUAUCAACGGUCAUCGUUGUACGUGACGGUAACGCUGCCCUAACUGACAAGGAAAAGAUUACGUAUACGACUAUCAAAUCCUUCCUAGAUUUGACAUUUCAAACGACCGCAAAGCGGCAAAAGGUAGAAACAGAUGAAAAGAGCGACGAGUGCACGACUAACGUGUGCGAGCCAAUGGACACUUCCGAGGACGUGGAUAUGCCUGAUAGAGAUAUCGUUGAUCAGUCGAAUCAAAGAGUCGAAAAGAACGAGGCGAAAGAAACGGCGGCUGAAUCCUCCGAAAGAAAGGAGUGCGCGGAUGGUCAACCGUCGAAAGACGGUGCCUCGUGUUCCUUGGCACAAGCGGAGGAGCCAAUGACGGUUGAGAAGGAUUCCUCCAAGGUCGAACAGGAGACUUCGGCUUCGGAAGCGACGGAGCCCAAGGCCAAGGAAACGAGCGAGAAUCCAAACGCGUCUGAGAGCGAGGAACAAACUGCAAAGAAUGACAACGCGACGAAAGACAGCACUAAGAUCGCCGUGUCAGAAAAGACUGAAGAAAAUUCCGACGCGAUCGCUCCCACUGCCGAUGAUUCAAUAAACAUGUCCGUGCCAGAGUCCGCGUCAGCGUCCGAAAACGCUGCCACGUCUUCCGAGAAAGAGACCGAAGGCUCUACAGACCUCGUGAAAGAUACGCAAUCUGAUAAAGUCGCCGAUACAGUCGAGACGACCGCAACUGACAAGAAGGCGAACGAUCAUGGAUCGGAAGCUUGUGAGAAAAGCAAGGUGGACAAGACUGAAGAGUCCUUGAAAAUGGAGAAAGAUGAGGCGAAGGAAGAAUCGAAGGCCGAAAGCGAGAACGUUUCAGCGAAGAGCGAACCGGAAGAGGCAGCAGCGAAACCGCAGACGAGCGCAGCGGAAAAUCUCACGGAAAAUGGGGAGACAGUGGAGACGGCUGGAGGAGAGAAGAGCCCAGCAAAGCCAACUGUAGCGGAAGUGGAAGCGGCAGCUAAUACAACAGUAAACGUAAAGGAAGACGCAACGCCACCGAGUAAAGUAUCCACGGAGAAGAGUUUGGACGUAAACGAACAAGCUGAAAAGACUGACGAGAAGACAGCCGAGGAAACGAAGGCGGGCGAGACGAAUAAACCGGCUGACGUUGAGGAACGCGAUAACGAAGCUGCACAGCAGGAGACGGCAAAGGAGAAGGCAACGGUGAAAGAAGGAACUGUGGUGGACACAAAGGACAAAAAUGCAGUGGAUUCGGAAAAGCAAAAACUCAACGGAACCACGCAAAACGGGGAUGCGGAUGUGCCAGUGUUGGAUGACAAGUUGCAUAGUAACGGACUGAACGAAGGGUCGUCGAAAGAGACGACGGGCGAAGACGAGACGGCAGCGCAAAACGGUGAGCCUGAGAGUUCGUCUGAGAGUAGUGCAGAGUCCAUAAAAGUUAAGAAGGUCGUCGAUUCCACCGUGGCCGACGGUGCUGGAGAACCCGAUGUUGUUCCUCCUGUAGUUGUAGCGGCAACGUCUUAACUUUGUUCUUAUACAGUUUAAGGAGCCCUUCAAACACAUAACCCCAAUCCACAACGUACUUAUUCAGAAUAUAAACUGACAUAAAUUGAUUCCAUAUACUUUACGUAAAUCGUACUACAUCAAAGACGUAACCGCGCUACUUUAAGAUGCAAUUCGUAAAACUGUCGUUAGUUUCGGCGACUAUAACGAGAGAAAAAAAAUAUAGCAGCAUCAUACGAAAAAAAAAAACGCAACGUACUUCAGAUUCGAUUGCCCUUUAGAUAUUUACGAUAGUUGUACAUUUUACUUUCCUCGAUGAUGAUCGACUUGUGUUUGUGCGGUGCCAAUGUCGUUGAUACUUUAUAUUAACUCGCGUGCGUAUGCGUGUACAGAGUACGGCCGAGAUGGUGAUAGUCGCAAGUGAGGUAAUUUCUUGCAUAAAUGUAAAUGUUGAAAACAUGGAAUAAGAUCGUUUCAAAUAUCUCGUGCGAAAAGGAUCUUUUUCUACAGUCUUGAUUUACUUUUUUUUCAAGGAAUCACUUUUUUUCGCGAUUACACCAUACAUGCAUACGCACGCACGCACGCAUGACGACUGAUGUUUUCCUACAUCAUGUAGCGAUUAGCUUCUACCGUUGAUUCUUUUACGUUUCCCCAGUAACGAUUCAUCUUCAUCGCGACAAUUUUUAGGAGAAAAGGCAAUGACUUGUUACGAUUGAAAUCGCAAAACUUCGGUAAUUUCGCGCGUGAUCGGUGCAAAAGUAAUCGAACGUGUCAUCCGCUGUAAUCGAUUUCUUUGUUUUGUUUCGUUUUUUUGCCUUUUUUAACAAUUUUUCUCCCUAUUACUCUUUAUACGACGCGUAUAUUGAUAUCUUUUUUAUAAUAAUGAAACGGAGAAUACUUAUACGCGAAAACUGAUAGAAUAAGUAAUUCCAGUAUAAUUGCAGUAUGUUGAAACAUCAAUUGUGUCUGUGCCAAAUGUGAAUUCGGAGCGAGUCUCGUUUAUUUCUCUUUGAUUCUUUUUUUUCUCUCUAGAUAAUUUGCUGCAUAUUCAGGAGGUUUGAUCGGUGAUUUUAUUUCUGUAACCAUGGAACUGAUCAAUUGACCAAGACUGACAUGGUAAUGCCUUGAAUAGCUGUUAGCUUCUUUCGAUUCAUCAAUUUUCGUCGCAUGCAGCAUAUUCAACUAAAGUCUGAUAAACUAAAGUCUGAUAAACAUUCGCAUUUCUCACAUUCGAGUCAUUGUAGUAAGAUAUUUCGCACAGUAAAAACUUGAGUUGCGAUAGUUUUGCUCGUUGCGUUUAAAGCGAUUGAACAUCUUUUAGCAUUGUGGCUUUUUGCAUCGAUACGCUUUCUGCCAUCAUUUUGUUUUACCAACAUGGUUCGUGUAAUGCAUUAUUUCUUUUGUUAAGGAAGGAAAAUGAAACUUCGGGAUACUUUGAUAUCUUAAUAUUUCGCGAACUGCUCAACCUGAGAGGCGACCGGAUCGAGAUUACUCAAAAUAAAUUAGCUCAGUGAUAACAAUUUGUGAUAUAAUUCGUAAAGCGUAAUCAUUUAACUGAAGCGAAAUCGGUCAAAGAGAGGCGAGGAAAAUAGCACUUGAUCCAAUAAAAGAUAAACUUAUUUCGAGUCUGUUUUCAUGUCAUGAAUAAUGUUGAUGUAACAUUUUCUUUCUUCGUCACUUUAAACAAUUUUUCUUAAUAAACUGCCCACGUUGAUUAAUCAAGAAGUGAUGCUAAGAUGCACUUUAACUGAAAGUAAAAAUUACGUUUUUUUGCGAUGGUUGACCUUUACGGAAGUAUGUUGCAAAAUGUUGACAGAGUUCACGCAUAAUCGUGCAACUAAUCGAAUUCACUCUCCCCCAUGCGUUGAACCACGAUGUGAUUUGGAAAGACCCGCGGAAGAGCAUAUCGAUUCGUAGAUUUACUCGGUCAUUCCUAUAAAUUAACAUUGAGUUGCAAAGUGUACGCGUGUAAUGUUUACAUUCUAACUUGGCGCGUAUAUAGUCCAAGACGGGAGGGAGAGAGAUGGCAAUUAUUAGUAAUGCAAACAUUGCACGCCUAAGCUAUUGCUCAUAUUUGCGCGAUGCUCAACACGGCAUUUUAAGCCACGCGUAUAAAAACUGUCCUAGAGGAUAAUAAUAAUAAUAACAAUAAUAGCGGUUAAAGUGAAAUCGCGUCUUUAGCAAGAAAUUCAAUUAUUGUUAUUUCUGUACUGCUACUCAUGUCCAUUCCUAUUAAAUUGACUGUGAUUUACGAAUACUAAUAAGAAUAGGUUUCUCGACACGAUUCAUUGUUAUCGAUUCGCGAAAGCGAUCGUCAUCAUCGGGUGAUAUGAUUCCGUUACUAUUAUUUUUUAUUCGAAUUAGCGUCUAGUCGAGGUCACUGGCGGAGACUUCUAUAGAUCGAUAGACGAUUUCGCGUCGUUCGUUUAUAUUAUUAUACAUUCACAUCCACUGUGCGACGAAAACUGAAACAAGACUAGAGCGACUAGCGUCUCCACGCGAGGAUGCGAGGAUAGGGAGUGAACAAAGCGGAGCGAACGCAAAAACCGGAUAUUAGCACAUUUUGAUAUUUCACGAUACAUACUUUUCUGACAAAGCUCGCACAUAUUUUAUUUAUAAUAAGUCGUCUUCUCGCACAGCCGUGUGAACGGUUCGAUACUUGCGGUGAUCAUCCUCGCUAUUAUAUGUCGUUCGUCUCCGAGUAGUCGGGACAAAGAAUGAAAAUGUUGCACUAUGCGGCAUUCGUCAUCAAUGCCAGAUUCACUGAGGUAUCACUAGUCUAAGAUCAAUGAUACGUCAAACGAUUUUUACGCACAAUCGAGACGACAUCCUUACUCUCGCUGCUUCUAACAACUCUAUCGAAUGUACGAGUAUGUACACGUUACUCGCGUAACGUACGUUUCAACAGUAAAAGGGCAAGAAUCGACGACACAGCGUGUAAAAUUCGAUGGCUAGAGGCACGAGCUCCGUCUCUAUCGUGAUGAUCGAUCAACUGAUAUAUAAUUGUCAAUUGACACACCACGCGGAAAGCCGAAAGACUGCCAUCGCGUUACGACACGAGUCAGUCGUUUCGAGGGUGGGAUGACGAUGUGCUCGAGAUCCUCCUUGGCUGACUUUCACGACAUCGCCUGAAAUCAUCAUCCCCAUAUCAUUCAUACUACUGUUUUGCGUCGAUAGUCGGGCAGGGUCAGAGCGCACAUCUUGAUCACACGCUCGGUCACCGGUAAUCAUGUACGAUUCUCGAUCAUGAUUCCCGCGUGUGCUUCACGUAAUCAUUUAAUAUUUUCAAUGCCGUGGCACUCGUGCCGAUGACUAGCGUCUCGUUGACGUACGUAUAUAAAGUGAAACUACUUAGAAAUUUAUUGUGUGUAUACUGCCAAUGUGAACGAAAAGAAUAUAAUGACUAUAAUUGCAACGAGAGAGGGUGAGAGUGAGUGUAUGUACGUGUGUGUCUGUGUGAGUGGGAGAGUCUACUUGUAUGUUUACUUGUAUUUUAUCUACAAUCUUGUAUCCUGCAGGAUAUGUUUGUUUUUAAUCGGACUUGUACGAAAAUCAAGCGAGAGCUUACCCGGCGUUAAACGUGUUGAUACUUGAUGACAUUCGAUGAGAGAAUUGCCGUGCUCGGAAGAGCACGAGGAACGUGUUAUGGUUCUCAAGUUGCGUGCGAUGAUGUAUCAUGAUGUUUCGUUCGAGGAUUCAUUCGAUUCAAGGAUUGCCGCUAUCGCGUUCGGGCUUGUGUGUGUGUGGCCCGAAUUUUUACAUUUUUAUAAUCUUUUAAAUAAAUGAGUAACAUUUUGAGACAGAUAUGAUCUCUUUUAAAAAAUUAGUAGUUUUACAGUCUUCAUAUUUCUAACGUGAAAAUCCCGAAAAAUAAAGCUCUGUUCAAAUUAAACCCUUUUGCGCGCGCGUGCGCAUGUCUAAGCACAUACAAGACUGAAAUUAUAUCUUAAAUGGACAUAAUAUUAAAUUGUAUGUUAUUACGUGUAAUUGCACAUCAUUUUUACAUCGUCACAUCGUCGAUUGUAUAGUUUUCUUUUUAAUUAUAAAUUCUCUUUACAAAAAUUAGAAUACGCGUCACAAAGACUCGAACGCGAUAGAUAGAAUUCUAACUCGCGUACGAAAUUCAAAGUGAGCGAAACUUGACUGCCUCGUUACUUGUACUUGUACCACGAUAAAACAAUGGCCUCGAUUAAAAUUCAUAUCUUUGUAUCAACAUUAGGAUUCGAGUCAAGUCAAGUUUGUUCUAUCCAAAACAGGCGCGAUAAUGUAAUGCGAUAGAUUUAUCGGUUGCGAUUCUCGUGAAGUCAAAAAGAUGGAUUCUGAAGUGCACUUUUGCGAUCUAAAUCCAACAAGAGAUCGUCAGCAAUCCACAGGGAAUGACCUUUUCGAAGCGUUAAGUUUACGAGCGAGACUUGAAAAUCGAACGGAAACAAACGUAUUAUUGGUAAUGAAUAUGAAUAAUUCAUUAGCGAUAUUAUUUCAUAUGAAUUUGUAAUUCAUUGGCUGCAUUAUCUAAUAAACCAAUGUAAUAGUAGGAGAGACGUAAGGACUUUAUCGGUACUUUCUAAUCAUAAUUCUUAAGGACGGAUGUCUGCGAGAAGAGUGGAGAUCAGAAAUCACUACACACACACGUGUUAUUUUAAGAUAACAUCUUUCAUUACUUUUCGUUUGAGAAAUACUCAUUUUUCAAUAUUUUUAUCAAGAAAAAGCCAUAUAUAACGAAGAAAUUUAAAUGACAAUGCCGUGAGCUAUCCUAAAAGUAUGAAAAGAUUCCAAGUAUGCCUAAUACAGGAACAGAAAAGAUAUGCGCGCGAAUAUAAUUUUGAAAAGACGAGAUAUCUGUGAGAGAUUAGAAGCAAUAUUUAUCACGAGUAAACGUGGUGUUUAACACGAGUCAAACGCCAAUAGCCGAUUAUGUCUUUUCAAUUUUUUGACUCGUCCAUUCAGCUGUUGUCCCUCGUUAGUUUAUGUGUAACGCUAGAUUAACUCGAUAGACGUAACUUAUCACGCGAUUUUUUCAUAGAGUAAUUAUUGUAGCAAUCAACUUUUUUACAAAUUACAUUAACAUUAAUCUCUGUGCUUUUAGUCCAUCUCGUUUUUGACAAUUGAUAGAUACAUUUCGUAAAAUUCGAUCAAUUUCAUUGAAUUUUGAUGAUGUAAGAAACAAUAAGCCCCAAGGGCAAUUUAUCGCGCAUGUAUGUACGAUAUUGUCGAUGUAUGUGUUUUUAAUUAGUCCAAUUAUAUUUUUUAAUAAUAGUUGCUUUUUUCGAUUAUUGUCGUUUAAAGUUAUUGACAAUUUAGUUAGCUAGAAACACUUGUUUUCGAUUUAAAGUGUAAAUUUUCUUCUCUCAGACUGCUUGUUUCGAAUUUUUCUGAGUUUUGCGAUGUAAGAACUGUAAGAACAGGCUGUAUUGGAUUUUAUGUAUUUGGUACUGGAAAUAUACACAGUUUCAAAGUGUCAGGC
Ooceraea biroi (clonal raider ant) is the source of this 9562-nucleotide messenger RNA. It is a transcript of the gene Enoph, whose product is annotated as enolase-phosphatase E1. Gene Ontology annotation, cellular component: nucleus. Gene Ontology annotation, molecular function: zinc ion binding; acireductone synthase activity; magnesium ion binding. The record is from RefSeq and is a predicted model, not a curated record. NCBI's taxonomy places the organism in Eukaryota, Metazoa, Arthropoda, Insecta, Hymenoptera, Formicidae.